CCCUUUCAGGGCCUGGGGUGCUUCCCGCGGCAUCCGCGCCCCCUGCGCAUCCUCGCCUCUUCUCUCUCUCUCCCGCCUGCCUGCCUUUCCAGGGUCUCCUGUGCCUCCUUCCCCGCCUCCUCCGUUUCUCCCUGCCCCCUCCGCUCCCUCCCGGCGCCGCGUCUCUCCCGACAUGGCGAGCAGGGACGUGCUGGAGGACACGGUGGAGGAGCGUGUCAUCAGCGAGGAGUACAAGAUCUGGAAGAAAAACACCCCGUUCUUGUACGACCUGGUGAUGACACACGCCCUGGAGUGGCCCAGCCUCACGGUGCAGUGGCUGCCUGGUGUCAGCAGGCCAGAAGGAAAGGAUUAUGCUCUGCACUGACUGGUUUUGGGAACACACACAUCUGAUGAACAGAACCACCUGGUUGUCGCCAGAGUCCAGAUUCCCAACAAUUAUCAGUUUGAUGAUUUGAAGUCUGACAGUGAGAAAGGAGAAUUUGGUGGCUUUGGAUCUGUGACUGGCAAAAUUGAGAUGGAGAUUAAAAUUAACCAUGAGGGUGAAGUGAACCGUGCCCGUUACAUGCCUCAGAAUCCCCGCAUCGUUGCGACAAAAACACCCUCUGCUGAUGUGCUGGUGUUUGACUACACUAAACGUCCUUCAAAACCAGACCCAAGUGGAGAGUGUAAUCCUGAGCUUAGAUUAAAAGGACACCAGAAGGAAGGCUAUGGUUUAUCAUGGAACUCAAAUUUGAGUGGCCAUCUUCUCAGUGCAUCAGAUGAUCAUACUGUAUGUUUAUGGGAUGUAAAUGCUGGACCCACAGAGGGCAAGAUUGUUGAUGCAAAAGCCAUCUUUACUGGGCACUCUGCAGUAGUGAAAGACGUGGCAUGGCACCUGCUCCACGAGUCUCUGUUUGGAUCUGUGGCAGAUGAUCAGAAACUUAUGAUCUGGGACACAAGAUCUAAUGCCACAUGCAAGGCAAGCCACUCCGUAGACGCUCACACAGCCGAGGUCAACUGUCUGUCCUUCAGUCCUUACAGCGAGUUCAUUCUGACAACUGGCUCUGCUGACAAGAUGGUGGCUCUGUGGGAUCUUCGAAACUUAAGGCUGAAACUCCAUUCUUUUGAGUCUCAUAAGGAUGAGAUUUUUCAGGUUUACUGGUCUCCUCAUAAUGAAACCAUUCUUGCUUCAAGUGGUACCAAUCAUCGCCUUAAUGUAUGGGAUCUAAGUAAAAUUGGAGAAGAGCAGUCUGCAGAGGAUGCAGAAGAUGGGCCUCCUGAGCUGCUGUUUAUUCAUGGAGGACACACUGCCAAAAUUUCAGACUUCAGUUGGAAUCCUAAUGAGCCUUGGGUAAUCUGUUCUGUAUCAGAGGACAACAUAAUGCAGAUAUGGCAGAUGGCAGAAAACAUUUACAGUGAUGAAGAACCAGAUAUAACAGCAGCUGAACUGGAAGCUCAAGGAAUGUAACUUUUCUUAAUUUGACUACUGUAUAUAUAAAAUAAAGCCCUAGAAAAAACUCGCAAAACCAAAUACCAAACCAAAAAGCCCACAAUCACUGGGCAGAGGCAUUGCAUCAAAACAAGAAUAUUCCUAACUGGAUUAAGCAAAAAGCUUGUAUAAUGAAGUUGUCAUGGGAUACCCUUGGUUCUGUGAGCAUUUUAGCUGUUGUGUACUGUACAGCAAUUAGCUUUAGAGAAAAUAAGAAUGACUUAAUACCUAUGUCUAUAUAUUUUUAAAUAAACUUUGUGAGGAUUUGACCAAAUAAAAUGGUCAAAUCCUCACUCUUCACACAUAGAAACUGUAUAAAAACACCCUUUUUGUAUUAAUAUGUAAAAAGAGCU
This is a messenger RNA of Onychostruthus taczanowskii (white-rumped snowfinch), 1821 nucleotides long. RefSeq names its product RB binding protein 7, chromatin remodeling factor (gene RBBP7). The record is from RefSeq and is a predicted model, not a curated record. Gene Ontology annotation, cellular component: nucleus; ESC/E(Z) complex; NuRD complex. NCBI's taxonomy places the organism in Eukaryota, Metazoa, Chordata, Aves, Passeriformes, Passeridae. Gene Ontology annotation, molecular function: histone binding. Gene Ontology annotation, biological process: regulation of gene expression. The transcript has 12 exons.